CUUCUUUCUCAUCAAGUAUGUCCUAGCAGCGCCCGCCUCGUCUUGAGAAUAUGACGACCAUGCGAGCAGAACGUGCUCCAUCGACUAUCAUUUCGCAGCUGGUCAUUGAUGCGCAGAAAGAUCCACUGUUACCCAGGCCAAAUCCCACUAAAGCAUUUUGGCAGUGGCCUCCGUCUCCAAUAUCAAAAACUCAGUCUGCUCGGCUACCAUCAAAAACGACAUAUGCCAUCAUAGGUUCUGGUGUGACUGGAUGUAGCGUUGCCACGCAUCUACUGCACAGUCUCUCUGCCGAUUCUCGGGAUGGCAUCACGAUUCUGGAAGCUCGGACUCUGACUAGUGGAGCGACAGGCAGAAAUGGUGGCCAUCUUCUGUCGCCACUUCCAGAGGAGUUCCUCCACGUCGAGAAGGUCCUUGGACGUGAGGAGACGGCGAAAAUAUCUCGGUUUGCUAUCAGGACCUUGGAGUCCAUGUACGCUUUGGCCGAUGAAGAUGAGGCUCUGAGCAAAGCGGCGGAGGCUAGGAGAGUGACCACCAUUACUGGUUAUUAUGAUAAGGACACCUUUGAAACGGCAAAGGAAAGCCAGAAGAGAUAUGAAGAGAGCUUGCCCGAGUUCCGAGGUGACCAUCGUGUCUAUACGGCAGAAGAGGGAUUGAAGGAGUUCAAUAUGAAAGACACGGUAGGGGUAAUUACCAAUAGUGCCGGCGCAUUCUGGCCUUACCGUUUGGUCACCGGCCUUUACUCUCGGAUGCUCACGCAGUACCAAGAUCGUUUUUCGAUCGAAACAGAGACGCCAGUCACUGAAAUUGAUUACGCGCCAGCAGAAGAUGCAGCAUACCCCUACACUGUCACCACUGCUCGCGGAGUAAUUCGUGCUUCCAAAGUGAUUCAUUGCACGAAUGGCUGGGCUGGUCACCUUCUUCCCAAUUUACGAGGGAAGAUCUUUCCGGUCCGCGGUACGAUGUCGACGCAGGCUGCUGGACCAGAAUUUCCUCGCGAGGGCGAAAAGAAGUCGUGGUCUACGGUAGGAAGGCCGAGCUACGAUGCGUCUGAUGAGACGUUCUCCUACGGGCUCUAUUACAUCACGCAAAACGAGAAGACUGGCGACAUCUUCAUUGGUGGUGAGAGACAGAAGGCCUUGGAGCUGCUCACCGCCGACGACACAACCAUUAGUAGCGUGUCAAAGGACACACUUGUCAACAUUCUGCCCAAAAUAUUCGCGAAAGGAUGGCCUUCCGGUCAGCAGCCAGAGAUCAAGUCCAUCUGGUCUGGUGUACUGGGAUUUACAGCUGAUCACUUGCCAUGGGUCGGCCGUGUUCCAAAGUCUGUAUCCACGAGGCACGGUGACGGCGAAUACAUCGCAGCAGGUUUCAAUGGAUAUGGAAUGCCGUUGUGCUGGGGCAGCGGAGAAGCUGUUGCCAAGAUGAUCCUAGGCGAGGAUGACGAGGUACGAGAGUGGUUGCCGAUCAGCUUUGAGAUGACCUCGAAGAGACUGAACAGUCCUUGCUCGACCGCAGAAGCUGGCAUUUUGAAUCUCUUCGGGCAAGAACCGGACUGAUCGGUCGCCGGGACUGCAUAUCGCACGCUCUUUGGGUGGUUGGCCUGGCCUAGAAGAGAAGAGAUACAAGUCGUCGGUUGUGUAUCCUGUCGCGGAUGAAUCGAUUCUUUCUCCU
Molecule: messenger RNA, 1671 nt
Organism: Pseudocercospora fijiensis CIRAD86
Lineage: Eukaryota; Fungi; Ascomycota; Dothideomycetes; Mycosphaerellales; Mycosphaerellaceae
Exons: 2
Coding region: 51-1556 (501 amino acids)
Cellular component (GO): cytoplasm
Molecular function (GO): oxidoreductase activity
Source: RefSeq, a predicted model, not a curated record